AUGCUCGAAGCAUCUGCUGGCACCCAUGGCCUCAGCAUAGACCUCGCCUCACGCACAGCGACUGAGUUUGACCCGACCAUGCGGCGAUUGCUGACCACAUCGCUGAUGGCAGAUUGCUGCGUUUUCUCAGAUAUCCUCGAGAUUUGGGGAGAUGACACGACAUCAAGCCAAGCAGCCAUCGUGCAGUGUUGCUCCUUUGAAGAAAAACUGCUCUUGACUCGCAGGCUGGCCAGAAAGACACAUGGGUAUUGUUUUACCCACGACAGACUGUGUCCGUUCGCUUCAGAGGCCAAAGUGCGUGUGCAAGGCCCCCCUUGCCCAGACUUUUCAAAGAUUGGGUCUCGGACGGGCCUCGCUGGCCCACGCCUACCUGCGCUCUUAGCAGCAGGUGCUAAGGCAGAUGCUGUGAGGUCGGCAGUUCUCCUCCUGGAGAACGUUCCGGAGUUUCCGUUAGACUUGGCCGAGGCAGCAUAUGGUCCGCGGUACACCUGGUAUGGCCAGCUGCAGGAUCCGUCCAUGGUGGGCUUCGAAUGCACAGCCCGACCGCGGCCCCGGGCUUUGCUGUGUGGCAGCUCGCACGAUGUGAAGGAGGACGUGUUCCAGCUAGGACAACAGCGGCAGCAUCUUCAGGGCCUUCGUGCAGGCGACCUUCUUCAACUGGAGCCUGCGCAGCUUCUGAACCUGCACGAAGCAAAGAGGUUGCAAGCUUACGUGGAGGCGUGGGCAGCAGCAUCCAUGCGGCCGUCUGGAGUCUGCGACUGGGAGGACUUGGUUUGUCACUUGGGUGACAACCCUGCAGCUGGAUGGAAAUCGUGGUCUGCGGUCAGCAACAGGCUGCCUACGCUCAGACGCUGCGGCGGGCUCAUGGCCAUGCCGGCGGCAGGGAGACACUUGCUCCUGCGCGAGCUCUUCGCUUCGAUGGGCUUCCCGACUUUUGAGCCCCUGGCCGCGGCAGCAGCUGUGCCCCUGUAUCAGGUGUUUAAGCCACUUUCCCGGCUGACAUACUUACAUCAGAGACAGGCCCUGGGCAACAGCCAAGUUGUACCUCAGGUGGGUGUUUUCGCGGCCUGUGUGCUGGCCAGUUUGUCUGAGAGUGUUGCGUUGUAG
Messenger RNA from Symbiodinium sp. CCMP2592, 1107 nucleotides. Lineage: Eukaryota; Dinophyceae; Suessiales; Symbiodiniaceae. The record is from the annotation of a GenBank genome assembly.